CACACAUACGGCCAGAACCAAAAAAAGCACACUCCUCAACUCCACCGGUGGGGGGGACACAGAUAUCAGAUGAGAUUUGUUUCCAAACGCGCACCGAUGGCGGUGUGAGGCGUUUUGGCUGAGAAGUACGCACGGAGCUGUGGAUUUGUGAACCUUUUUUGUGCGUCUUCUUCCUGUCUGGAUCUUGGUUGAGGGGAAAUAAACAAAGCUAUGGAUUACUCAGUCUGCCUACUUUUACUCCUGUCAACCAUUUCGUGUGUGUCGCCCGGACAAUUCCCAACGGCUCAGAUAAUAAAGGAAUGGGUGGACCAGAUGCAAAAAGAGUUGAUCACAUUAACAGAUACAGCCAGUGGUAUGAAGAACCUUAUACAGAUAUAUCAUAAACACAGUCCUCACUUCACCGUGGAGUCCAACAAUGCAAGGGAACUGGUGGCGACAGCAGCUGGGAAUAUUGAGAAACUCCUGGCUAACCGCUCUGAAGCCUUAAAGAAGCUGGCAAGAGAAGCAGAAAAGUUUCAAAUGGAGCACGAGUGGAGGGACGACAGUGAGGUCGACAAAAUUGUUUACUACAAUGCCAAAGAGGAUCUUAAUCAGACAGAGGAAGAAAAGAGAAAGAACAACCGAUAUAUUCCAGAUGAUUUCGAGAUAGACCCCGACUUCAAACGACUCGUCUCAUACAACACCACCGCCGUCCACAUCCCUACGGAUAUAUAUGAAGGCUCUACCAUCAUUUUGAAUGAGCUAAAUUGGACAGAGGCCUUGGAGGAGGUUUUCCGGAAAAACAAAGAGGAAGAUCCGUCACUCCUCUGGCAGGUGUUUGGCUCUGCCACCGGAUUGGCUCGGUACUACCCAGCAUCCCCUUGGAUGAACUCGAGCAAUUCAGCCAAUAAGAUCGACCUCUACGAUGUACGCAGGCGACCAUGGUACAUUCAGGGGGCGGCGUCACCCAAGGACAUGCUGAUCCUGGUGGAUGCGAGUGGCAGCGUUUCGGGUCUAACCCUCAAACUCAUCCGAACAUCCGUCAGCAAGAUGCUGGAGACCCUCUCUGACGAUGACUACGUGAACGUGGUCUAUUUCAAUGACAAGGCCUCGUAUGCAUCAUGCUUUGAGAACCUGGUGCAGGCCAACGUCCGCAACAAGAGGAUGCUGAAAGAUGCUGUGCAGAACAUCACCGCCAAGGGUAUCACCAACUACAGAGGCGGCUUCGAGCUGGCGUUCGAGCAGCUCGCACAGAUGAAUGUGUCAAGGGCCAACUGUAACAAGAUUAUCAUGCUCUUCACUGACGGAGGAGAAGAGAAAGCAGAGGAGAUCUUUAAAAAAUACAACCCUAAUCAAGCGGUGCGCAUCUUUACAUUUUCAGUGGGUCAACACAACUAUGACAAAGGACCAAUACAGUGGAUGGCCUGCACUAAUAAAGGUUACUACUAUGAGAUCCCCUCUAUAGGUGCCAUCAGGAUCAACACUCAGGAGUACCUGGAUGUUUUGGGCAGGCCUAUGGUUAAGGAUAACAAAAAGGCGAAGCAGGUUCAGUGGACCAACGUCUAUCUGGACGCACUGGAGCUUGGCUUGGUGAUCACUGGAACUCUGCCUGUCUUCAACAAGACCAACACAGGCUCAAAGAAAGCACAGAAAUUUCAAAACCAACUCAUCUUGGGAGUUAUGGGUAUAGAUGUCUCCCUGGAAGAUAUCAAAAGACUGACGCCGCGGUUUACGUUUGGACCAAAUGGCUACUACUUUGCCAUCGACCCCAAUGGAUAUGUGCUGCUCCAUCCUAAUCUCCAGCCACUGACUGCCAAGUUUCAUGAACCUGUAACACUGGACUUCCUGGAUGCAGAGCUGGAGAAUGAGAUCAAAGUGGAGAUAAGAAGAAAAAUGAUCGACGGUCAAACAGGGAAUUACACCAUAUCGACACUGGUGAAAUCCCAAGAUGAGCGUUACAUUGACCUAGGUCAGAGGACGUACACGUUUGCGCCAGUGAAGGGGACAGAUUACAGCCUGGCCCUGGUCCUUCCUGAGUACAGCAUGCAUUACAUUCGGGCCAACAUCGGCGACACCAUCACCCAGGCAAAAUCGUUUGUGGGGAAAAAUGUUUCUGAAAGCCUGCUGGCGGACAAGUUUGAUGAAUAUGGCUAUACAUUUAUUGCACCAAGAGUGUACUGUAAGGACUUAAAGCCACCUGACAAGAACAAAAACAACACUGAGUUCCUCAUGGAGUUCAACAAUUACAUUGACACAAAGACUCCAAACCAUCCCUUGUGUAACGUGGAGCUGGUGAACCGAUUGCUCCUGGAUGCUGGCAUCACCACGGAACUCCUCAAGAUUUGGAAAGAAAAUGAAUUGCAGCAUGGUGUCUUGGCCAGAUUUGUUACCACCGAUGGAGGGAUCACACGGGUCUACCCCAAAAGUGCUGGACUUUCUUGGGAAGAAGAUGCAGAGACGUAUGAGUCCAGUUUCUAUAAGCGAAGUUUGGACAAUGAUUUGUACAUCUUCACUCCAACCCACCUUAAAGAGAACACAAGUGAUGACUCAGUCCUGGUGAGCAGAGCAGUAAACAUCGAGAUUAAUGAUAUCACACUCAAACCAGCUGUGGUCGGUGUGAAGUUGGACAUUAGUGCCUGGAUGGCGAGCUUCAUCAACACCACGCAGAGGAUGAAUUGCAACGAUGAGAUCUGUGGCUGUCAACGGAACGAUCCGUAUAUAGACUGUGUCAUUCUGGAUGACGGGGGCUUCCUGGUGAUGUCCAAUCAAGAUGACGAUAUUGCGAAGAUUGGGCGGUUCUUUGGUGUUAUCGACCCGAUCCUCAUGAAAAAUCUGGUCAACUCGUCCCUGUUCACCUUUAAGAAGACCUUCGACUACCAGUCACUCUGUGACCCCAAGAAAGAGAGCAAGGCGGCUGCAGGCCUGCGAUCCGUCUACGUGCCUACAAUUGCAGAUAUUUUGAAUUUAGGAUGGUGGGCGACAGCUGCCGCCUGGUCAAUACUGCAACAAUUACUGGUCAGCAUCACAUUCCCUAAUUUCCUGGACGCAGCCGAGAUGGAUGAUGAGCUAUCAGAUGCCAUGCUUAAAGAGGUCUGCAUCACAGAGCAAACUCAGUACUACUUUGAGACCAACAACCUGUCUUUCAGAGGCAAUAUCGACUGUGAAAACUGCACCAGGAUCUACCAUGCUGAAAAGCUGCCCAAGACGAACCUGGUCUUUAUCAUUGCUGAUGCAAAACUCACCUGCUCGUCCUGUGACACCAAGCUGUUAAUACAGGAUGAACAGCAGUCUGAUGGUCCUGAUCCCUGCGAACUGGCUCACAAUCCUCGGUACAGGAAAGGGCCCGCCGUCUGUUUUGAUAGCACUGAAAACGAGCAGGACCCUGACUGUGGCGGGGUGUCCAGCCUGAGCCCUUCACUUUGGCUAAUGGUGGCACUUCAGCUGGUGCUCCUCUGGGUUUUGACUGGCUCCAGACACCAUGCCAUCCCGUCAUGACCUCUAAACAUCAUGAUCACAUCGUCUCUCUCUCUCCCUCCGAUAUGUCCAAAAUGGCAACCAGCAUGCAACGCUGCCACCGAAAUGACAAAUGCCUAAUGAGAAGCGCUUGUAACAAACAAACAAAAACCUGUGAGCCCCACGCCCUGCCCGUUUCUUCUUUUGAUACGUUCCUUUUCAGGGGUUUCUCAAAGUGAUUUCACCAGGUGCAAGGGUACAAGUUAUGAAAGAAGUGUGUAAUGGAAGAAAUCGGUUUGAAAGGUGAGAAAGAACUCGACCUAUGCCUAUCCUUCAUCCCGUCAAUGGUUCCCGCCAUCUGAGAUUAAAGGAAUCCAGAGAAUAAUUUUGAUUGGCGACUUUUUCUGGCUUGAUGUCAUUGAUGAAAGAUAUCGGACUGCCUUAUAGUGUCAGAGGGAUUUAAAUCCCAAUGGGGGGGACUUUCUGUUUAUUUAAAUGUUGAGCAGUUUUAUUCACCACUGCCAGAAACAGCGCUGCCCUUUGCAAGCGUAUAUUAUUUUGAAUCGAUUUGCAGUGGCUAGUUAUUAGGUAUUUAUUGUUUUGUGGUUGAGAAUUCAGCUAAGAUUGCAGUAACAGACGCCAAAUUGUUACAUUACAAGCUUAUGCCCUUCAUUUGCCUUCGUUGGGUUGCGGAUAAUAAUGUUGCAGUAUCUCUGAGGGUUCACAAGAUGCAUUGUCUUUACUUUCACCCUGUUGUUCUUUCAUGUAGAUACUGUAUUUGCAGUGUGGAAAUCAUGUUUAUUGUUAUGUUUAUGCACAGACACCAACACUUCAACUGCCACAGAGCGCCUGCUUCUGAGUGUAUGGAUUUUAACUUUGUAGCUGAUCAUCUAACCAUCAGCCCUGAUCAAGAGUGGUCAAUUAUCUGGAUUUCCCACCUUGGUGUUGGAUUGCUCCAAUGAAAACUUUGUUGCCAUAGUGCGCAUUAACUAGUCAGGAUGAGCCUGGCUGGUGUCCUAUGCAUGCUCAUUGGACAAAAUCUCUAGUGCCAUGUGGAUUGUGUGAGUCAGAUGAACCCUUUAGCUUUCUAGACUGUGGCUAGCAUGCUACUCUAUGUUUUAUUGCCACCACUAAAGAAAAGGAACGAGGGAGGUAUCAGAAUUUUAAUUGACAUUUUGGUCAGGAAAAACAGGAACACAGUACAUUUGUAUUUGCUGCUGUCACUUUGUAAAUUAAAUGACUACUAUCUGCACUGCAAUUCAAAGUGCAGCUGUUAUUUGUCUUUACGGAUUGAUCUCCUGACUGAAGCGGAACCUCUGUCUCUUUGUAGUAGUGAGGUUCCCUCUUGCAGUUUAUUAUACUGUGGUAUGAUAUCACCCAGCAGAAACCACUUCAGUCAGUCCAUUCUUAUGAUGCUGUCUACUGCUGUAUUUCAUUGUCUCCAAUAUAAGUUGAUCUUGUUUAAUUUUGUGUGCCUUCUUUUCCAUUAGUUAUAUUUAUAAAACACCCUAACUUAAGUGUGAUGAUGAUGAUUUACUGUAGAUGGUUUAAUUCAAAUAGUGUAAUCUUGUUUGCCAGAGCACAGAACAGUUCGGAUUUAUUAACAAAUGCUCGAAUCAGCCAAACCACUACUGCAGAGGAAAAGAAAUCUGUCAAAAUAAUAAAUAAUAACCAAUGGACCAAAUCCAGACUAUUAACGCUGCUAAAUAUUAAUAUGGAACUAAUUAUAAUAAAUGAUUAAUUAACUAUCAGCAAGGAUUAGAGUAAAUAACUCACUUUAUAAAUUUCAAAAAUAUGAAUCCAUCCCGAAGAUGCAAUAUGUAGAAAAGGACAUGAUGUCUUGUUGCGGUUAAUUAAUCUAUUUACACAAUUUAGAGAACUAAAAGACAUAAAUUCAAUCAGGCAGGAAAUAAUAUGUCAGGCAGGAAACUUGGCUGUCAUUGUUGUAAAAAUAAGCUUUAAAUCCUUAAUACAAAAAUGUAAUUUUUACUUAAACCAGCUGCACUUGAUGGUUUGUUUGUCACGGCUGUCGAUGAGUAAUUCCACAAUUGGUUCCAGGCAAGAAUUGACAAUCACAGGUUAAAAUAAAAAAAGAACAUAGAAACCUAAAAGAACCUUUAUGUUACAACUGUUUAGUGAUACUUCAAGGAUGUACUCCAUGGUUUUACCCGAAAUCCCCAAACUUCCUUCUAACAUUUUAAAUUUAAGAUUCAAAACAACAGAGGAAGUAAUUUUGGGAUUUCGGGGGAUGUUAUGUACACCACUGAAAACAAAAACCAGGGAGUGCAUCUUUUCUAAUCUAUAAACACUGAUGCAUGUUUGCAGGAAACUACUUAAUUCUGUGGGGGAGUGAAAACCACAGAAACUAAGCUGUGUGCACCACAUUGCCACUAACAUUUGUCUCACCCUCUUCUGAAUUUUAGAUAAAUAAUUAUUGUGACAUCAUACUGAAGAAUGUCAGGUUUUAUAUUAUAAGCAUUCCUCCAAGUCAAAUCAAGGAGUGUUUGUUUGUCCGUCUCAUUUUGUGACAAAGCUCCACCACCACCAUCAUAACUUUCCACUGGUGUGAGGUGCACUUUUUUCUAUCAAUGUUUUCCUCUAUCUUAAACUAUAACCUUCCAACAAAAACAAUGUGGUGAAACUAACAAUGGUAUUUAUGCUCCUCCUCCUUACUAACACUCAAGAAUAUCAAGUGCCAUAUAGGACUCUCUUAUUCUCUUGUGGAGAAACCUAUUAUCGUAAUAUAACAUUUAUGCAAUUUACCAAGGUAAGAUGUAAGUCUAAUAAAAUUGUUUCCCUGUGCUGCAUGGUAGUGGCUGACAAUUUGAUUUAAAAAAAAAAAAAA
Messenger RNA from Morone saxatilis (striped sea-bass), 6277 nucleotides. RefSeq names its product calcium channel, voltage-dependent, alpha 2/delta subunit 1a (gene cacna2d1a). The record is from RefSeq and is a predicted model, not a curated record. Gene Ontology annotation, molecular function: voltage-gated calcium channel activity. The transcript is spliced from 40 exons. The coding region runs from base 211 to 3474 and encodes 1087 amino acids. Gene Ontology annotation, cellular component: L-type voltage-gated calcium channel complex. NCBI's taxonomy places the organism in Eukaryota, Metazoa, Chordata, Actinopteri, Moronidae.